This is a messenger RNA of Serpula lacrymans var. lacrymans S7.9, 197 nucleotides long. RefSeq lists its product as uncharacterized. NCBI's taxonomy places the organism in Eukaryota, Fungi, Basidiomycota, Agaricomycetes, Boletales, Serpulaceae. The annotation marks the transcript as partial. The transcript is spliced from 2 exons. The record is from RefSeq and is a predicted model, not a curated record.
AUGCAACCGGUAAGAGAGAUGCACUUGGGCCUCCACAGGCUCAACAAUCGCUGUACAGAGCUUACCUGUAGCGACAACGAUAGACCUGACACUAAGCUCUUGAUCUCCAAAGGUGUGAAUUUUGAGGGAAAGAUGCCCAGAUUUGACCAGAUCUCAUGCUCGGAAUAUUGCGGUUUCGUCCUGGGAAGCGUCAAUAG